GAGCGCCACGCUGUACGGACGUUUUGCCCGCCGAACCGGACGUUCACCCUUCACGUCGUAUCAGCACCGCUGAUAUUAAUCGUAACGAUAGCAUAUAUGUGUGCCCUGACACAUUAUAAUAUAUAUAUAUUUUUUUUAAAUGUGUUACAUUGCGCACGUUUCGAGCUGUUCACACGUACAGUGACGUAACGUUUGCGAAUAAUUAUUGUGUAUUUAUUUCACAGUAUUGUACCGAGACCCGGCAACAGGUACCUGUCCGAAAAUAUUUCAGUGGUACACCACGUGCAGUGUURCUCCCGCACUGCAGAMAAUCUGGACUGACGACGAUGACAUYGUCGUUGGCKGCCGGGUAAUCCUGCGGUAUCGCUGGUAUCCGGCGUCGAAUCAUUAUAUCAACCCUCGUCGAUCGAGAUAAUAAUAAAAAUAUACAUACUGCCACUGUGCAGAGGAGGAAGAGGAGGAGGAGGACCGAGAUCAGUGGGUCGAGAUCAUCAAAGAGUGUAAGACAAGUAGCAACAACAGCUGGUCGAAGAUGGUCAUCGAACCGGGCCUGAUGGACAUGCUGGGAAAUUCACUGUUCGACAUGCUUGCGCCAGUCACGUCCACCGAUUCGUCGGCAGUGGCUUCCACCGUGUCAGCGCAUGGUUCCGGCGACGGUUCCGGUGGCCACGGCGACAGAUCCGGUGCGUCCGUCGACGACGACGAAGACGACGGCACUGGGAUGGGCGGUGGUUCCGGGGCCGGCGGUUCCGGUGGCAUCGGCCCMGGUGAGCUCUGGUACAGGCACAGCCCAGCCAUGACGGCCGUCUACUGUUUCGCGUACACCAUGGUAUUCCUGGUCGGGCUGGUCGGAAACCUGCUGGUGGUGUCUGUGGUCUGCCGGUCGCCCAGGAUGCGCAACGUCACCAACUAUUUCAUCGUCAACCUGGCCGUGGCCGACAUACUGGUGCUCGUCUUCUGCCUACCCGCCACCCUCUUGUCCAACAUCUAUGUCCCGUGGAUCUUGGGAUCGUGGAUGUGUAAGAUCGUGCCGUAUGUCCAAGGUGUUUCAGUGGCAGCGUCCGUGUACAGUUUGAUCGCCGUUUCAGUGGACAGGUUCCUGGCCAUUUGGUACCCUCUAAAGUGUCAGAUCACCACGCGCCGGGCCCGGUACAUCAUCUGCGUCAUCUGGCUGGUGUCGACCACCAUCACCAUACCGUGGGCGCUGUUCUUCGACAUGGUGGCCAUAUUCAAGGACGCCCCGAGCCUGGAACUGUGCCUGGAGGUGUGGCCAGACUACCUGGACGGCAACCUGUACUUCUUGCUGGGAAACCUGGGGCUGUGCUACGUGGUGCCAACGGUGGCCAUAUCGCUGUGCUACGUCAUGAUCUGGGUGAAGGUGUGGCGGCGGACCAUACCCACCGACAACAAGUGCGCGCGCAUGGAGCGCAUCCAGCAACAGAGCAAGGUGAAGGUGGUCAAGAUGUUGGCCAUGGUGGUGGUGCUGUUCGUCGCGUCGUGGAUGCCGCUGUACGCGAUAUUCGCCCGGAUCAAGCUGGGCGGCCGGCUGGUGCCGUGGGAGGAGGAUUUCCUGCCGGUGGCCACGCCGAUCGCCCAAUGGCUGGGCGCGUCCAACAGCUGCAUCAACCCGGUGCUGUACGCGUUCUUCAACCGGAAGUUCCGGCGCGGCUUCACCGCGGUGCUCCAGAGCCGCCGGUGCUGCGGCACGCUCCGGUACAACGAGAACCUGCAGCACUCGGCGUCCGCUAGCGGCAACGGCGGCGGCAAGGCGUCCUCGUACUACAUCACCAAUCACCACGCGUACACCAAGCGGCAGUCCAGCCAGGAGACGAACGUGUCGUACAUAUUCAACGUCUGAACACGUCACACAGCAACGCAAACGAACUAUAAAACAACGAUGCAAAUAUAUUAUGACAAUAUUGUCAUGAACUAUAUUGUCGUCAAACGUUGCCGUAAUUGGUGGUGUUGUUGUUGUUGUCGUCGUCGUCGUCGUCGUCAAAUAUUAUCGCGUCGACGAUAUAUUUUGAUGAUCAAUAAUCGACGAUAACAAUAUUAUAUUAAACUCAACAAUAAUAAUCAUAAUACAAUAAUAAUAAUUCGAAAUAAAAAAAAACCUCCUUCAAUGACGUCGGAAGUGUUUUCAGGUCCGGCGGCGGGACACUUGUUGUUAUAUAUUAUUUUACCUAUGCCUACGAUUAGAUCGUACCAUUAACGUAACACAAUGUAACGACUAUAAAUAUAUUUUUACACGUCACGUUUCCCGUCGCCAAACAUCGAUAUCGAUAACACAUUUUAUGACAUAAUAUGAUAGUAAAAUUAUAAAAUAAAAUAAUUGCACCUAACACGUAUUAUGCCUCCAUCAUACGUAUUUUACUGCCAAUGCACACUGUACGUGUAUAUUAUGUUAUAAUAAUUAUAUAUCGCCGCCUAAAUUUCAUAAUAAUAAUAAAAAUAAUAACUAUAAUGAUAAAUAAUAUUAUUUAUAACGAUAAUGUUAAACCGUCUUAGACGGAAUGCGAAACCGCCGCGAAAUAACGCGCAAUUUUCACAUCUAUAAUGCAUAUUAUUAUAAUAGUGUUAAUAAUAAUAUUAUAACGAUAUAAACAACAAUAAUAAUAGUCAGUUUCGUACGCAGUGGUAGGGUACUAGGUUUCUGCCCCCCCCUUUUCUCUUGAAAUUUCUCCAAUUUACAAAAAAAAAUCUUAUUUACCGCCAUUUCGAUCGAUUACUGAUCAUUUUUAACAGAUAUAAAACGAAUUGUUAAUUAUAAUUUGUUAUGAUUAAUUAUUAUAUAAAAACUGUUUGAGCAUAAAACAAUGUAAAUUAUUUACUCGUGUAAAACCCUAGCCGAACUAAAAUCCUGCGUACGCUACUGAUAGUAAUUACAUGCUGUUCGCAUAAUGGAGUCCAUCGAAAUGAUUGUAAUAAUUAUUAAAUACAAUACACGUGUAUAAUAUGUAUUAAUAUUGCCAUAAUGUAUAAGACAUGCAUA
This is a messenger RNA of Diuraphis noxia (Russian wheat aphid), 2992 nucleotides long. RefSeq names its product neuropeptide SIFamide receptor-like. Gene Ontology annotation, molecular function: neuropeptide Y receptor activity. Gene Ontology annotation, biological process: G protein-coupled receptor signaling pathway. NCBI's taxonomy places the organism in Eukaryota, Metazoa, Arthropoda, Insecta, Hemiptera, Aphididae. Gene Ontology annotation, cellular component: plasma membrane. The record is from RefSeq and is a predicted model, not a curated record.